GAUCCAGUAACACCUUUUUUCCUACUGCUAAAAGUUGCUAAGGUUCCUCUUGAUUUGGACACGCUGUUGACCCAUCAUUGAGACUGUUUCCCAGGACCUCUGCAGGAAACAACUUCUGUGGGCAAGAAUGGGCUGCCGGGAUGUUCAUGCAGCAACAGUACUGGCCUUCCUCAGUGGAACAGCCUCAGUAGCUGGACUCCUUGCAGCAGUUCUGCUUCCAAACUGGAGGCAAAUGAGACUGUACACAUUCAACAAGAAUGAGAGGAAUGUGACCGUUUACACUGGACUCUGGAUUAAGUGCGCUCGCUUUGAUGGGAGCAGAGACUGUGUGAUAUAUGACCCACAGUGGUACACUGCUGUCGAUCAACUGGAUUUGCGUGUUCUUCAGUUUGCCCUUCCACUGAGUAUGUUAACUGCUGUCUCAGCUCUGUUUCUCUGCUUGAUUGGCAUGUGUAACACAGCCUUUGUAUCAAGCGUGCCAAACAUCAAAUUGGCCAAAUGCCUUGUAAACAGUGCAGGCUGCCAUCUCGUGGCUGGCCUCUUGUUCCUGCUCGCGUGUGCCAUUUGUCUCACUCCGUCAAUCUGGGUCAUUUUUUAUAACAAUUAUCUGAACAGAAAAUAUGAGCCUGUCUUUAGUUUUGACAUCUCUGUAUUUAUUGCCAUUGCCAGCGCUGGCGGUCUGUUUUUCACUUCCAUUCUGCUGUUUCUGUGGUACUGUGCAUGUAAAAGCCUACCUUCUCCUUUUUGGCAGCCCCUCUAUUCCCAUGCCCCGAGCAUGCACAGCUAUGCCUCUCAGCCGUAUUCUGCACGCUCUCGCCUCUCUGCCAUAGAAAUUGACAUUCCUGUUGUGACACAUGCAUCUUAAGAAGACAAAGUCUUGGAAGCCAAGUUCUUGUGCUCAUUCAAACCCUGAAAAUUGCAGGCUUGACUCUCUCUGCUGCCUUGCACUGAGCAUAAUAAUUUGUAAGGUUGAGUUUCCCAAGGUGCAAAGCAAUGGAGACCCGAGUUCAGCAAGUCCGCUGCUGUUCUCAUCUGUUACUUUCUGACCAACGUUUUUGGUUUUUUUUUUUUAACUCUGAGCUCAGUACAGACAAAAUUGCUGCUAAUGCUGGGACAGUACACUAACAAUAGUAUCCGUUCAUCCUUCUGCUUACUGAGAUCAAAGCAGGUUUGAACCUCUGCUAUUUGAUAAGCUAUUAUUUGAUUCUGAUCUCAUUGUAAGAGCUACAUAGGUGGACCCUUGCACCCAUGCAUUAUCCAAAUGCAGGCAGUGGAAAUGCGGGCAGGGGGUUCACUGAGUUUCUUGUUCAGCUAGACUUACAUAUUUUAAGAUGUGAUGUCUGAAAAGGGUAUCUGGCAGACUAAUUCAGAUCUGUAGCACUGUUCUUUGUUUUCCCCUGCACACACAAAAAGCUACCCGCUUACGAACUUCUGCAAUAGAAUUAGUGUCAAAUUACCCUUUAUUUUCAAAGUAGCUAUCAGAAGAAAUAAAACUGAUUUAACUAAUAAUGUUCUUCUGUACUGUAAUAGCAUUUUGUGGAUUACUGGAGGCUAGAAACUUUUUUGUGAAUUUUAUUUCUAGUCUGUUUUUUAAUAAGUUAGCAAAUUCACUAGAUCUAUUUUGUGAUUAAAACAAAAACCACUUGUAUUUAAAAAUUUUGUUUAGAAGCUUGAAUAUUGUAUUUGAAGGCCAUCUUAAAGAUGGAUUUUCAAGUAGGCUUUAAAGUAUUAUUCAGUUCUGGAGAGAAAUGUCAUUCGCUGCAAAAUGGAUUGGGAAAACCAUGAGGAAUUCUGAAGGCUAUGAAAGAUUCUUUUGGAACACUGUACACAAGCUAUAACACAUCUCUCUAGGAAGGGGAUUUUAACCCUGGGGAAAGAUUUUUAAAUCUAGAUUUAUUUUUUUUUCAAUGUAUAUACAAGUAACGAUGAGCUUGUGUAUUUUUCAGAGUUGAUCUCUAUGGUUGUUGGACUUUUCAUGCUGUAGCUUAUUUAAUUACUGGUGAAGACUUACUGAACAAGACUUCAGCCUUGUUCUUCAACACCUUUCAAGUUGAGCUAUUUUAAAAUCCAGUUAUUUCCUAUGUUGCCACCUCACAACUGGAGAAAGUUUCCCAUCCCUAUUUUCUGUAAGAUGAGGUUUUGAAUAACUUGUGAGCUUCACCUUGUAGCUCUACAAGGAUGAGGAGGGAUUAUAAAUUCCCAACCUGGGGUGUCUUUAAAUCAUUUUUUUCCUUCUAAAAUGCAGAGCAGGUCAGCCCUAAGGAUCAAAGCUUUUCAAUAUGGGCUUUGAAAUUACUUGGAAAUUUGAUGACAGUGAGUUGAAGAGUGUUAUAAUUAAGGCAAGUAUCUGAUUUGCUCUGAUUUUGGCAAAUUGUGAUCUUGUGUUUAAGAUGUCAUUCCAGUAAGGAAAGUUAUUUUGAUUGGUGGCAUUCUGGAGCUUAGCAGAUAUUUGUAUUUCAUUAAUCCCAGAACAAGUUUGCUAAAAAAUCAAAUAGAGUUCUUUAAUUCCAGUUCUGUAAACUCAUCCGAGGUCUUGGAAGUUAGUUCGUUCCCUUUUUCCAUGCAUUAGAAAUAGGAACAAAUGCUGUGCAGGGCAAAUCUUGUUCUGUUACAAUCUGUGCAAUAACAGUAUAUUAAGAGGAAUCAUUGUGUUUUGACUGAUAGACCUUGGACUUCAGUGGACUGACCGAGGAGGCUGAUCUCUGUCAUAAAUUCCCAGCACAGUCAGUAAGGUGACAGGCCUUUCAGACAGAGUGCCUGAUUAAAUUGCAGUCUAAGGAAUUAACAGUGUAGAUGAUAAAGAAUAUUUAAGGAGAUAGGCCUCUAAAGUUACAUGAAUUUAAUACCCUUAGGUUUACAAGGUAUGAUGUUAGAUGAAGUAUCUUUUUUUUUCUUUUAAUGAGAUCAUGACUUGUAUGGGAUUAGAACACGUAUAAUGACAUGCAAGCCAGCUUUUUUUUCUUCAAAAUUGAACUUUGCUUUACCGUCACUCUGGUUGUCCAACCUUAGAUACUGUUGCUAUUUCAGCUGCCCAUAUCCUUACAUACCUUUGUCAGCUCAAAGCAAAGGGACAACUGGUUUGUGAUUUCAUGUCAGCUUGCUUCCCCAUCACUCCCAGUGUCUUUUCUUCUUUGUGCCUUGCUUAAGUUAUGAGUUGGCCAGUAAAUGUUGGUUUACAGUCAGCGUCUGGUAUGCUUUUUGAGCCUGAAUUUACAAAGCAUUUUGAUCAUUUGGGAGGGAUGAUGAAUACAUCUCUCGGUGACUUUAAAAGGAGCUGAAUCUCCAGUAUCUCCAGAGCAAGAAAGGCAGCCUGGCAAACUGAUGUUUCUGUAGAGAGUAAAUGCAGCCAGUGUUUUGUUCUGUACACUUUAAAUAGCAGAUGUCUCUGACAGCUCUUUUGUAUUCUGACUUUGAUUUUUAUGCACUAAACUUUCAAUCAGUAUUUGCUGCUGCCUAAGCUGAUAACUUGUUGCUUUGAAAAUUGUGUCUUUCCAAAAGUCUGAGGUGGGUCUGAGUUACGAAAAGCGGGAAUUCAAAAGUUAGUGGAUUCCAGCGUAGGUUUCAGUUACAGUCAUCUUUAUCAAAAAGACUGUUGCAUCAUGUUGUAUCACCAAAGCACGGCUGGGUUUCUUUCAACAGUGCUGUUAAUGUGAGUUUCUGCUGGAUCCUAAGUGAAAUUAACUGGAAGUGCUGUGCUGUAUUUCUCCUUCUUUACAGAAAGAGGUGGCUGACCUGUGACACUUGAGCCGAGUGCCACUCCAGCAUUUCUCUUGCUAAGGUUACCAUCGUGCCCAGCGGCAGGGCCGGGGAGUGACAGGCCUCCCUGGAUUUGGAGAGAAGAACGCAUGUAUCCUGCAUGUAUCUCUGCCAGGGAACAGCCGCUGUGGAGCGGUUAGCACCCCUGCCUCUGACCAGCUGCUCCUUCCUGGGCACGUUGCUGUGUACAGGACAGGCACUCUGGGCCUUGAACACAGGAAGAUUUUAAUUUGUGGCUCAUGCAGUCAAAGGUUGGGUGCUCUGGGAUUACGGGAAUCUGUAUUUUUUUCAAGUAAUUCCUGUCCAACUUCUUACAUUGUGUUUAAUUACAGUGUUGGUUCUUUUUAUGUGAAACAGAAGAUAUGUAUUUUUAAUAAAACAUUCUCAUAC
Aptenodytes forsteri (emperor penguin) is the source of this 4146-nucleotide messenger RNA. It is a transcript of the gene CLDN12, whose product is annotated as claudin 12. Lineage: Eukaryota; Metazoa; Chordata; Aves; Sphenisciformes; Spheniscidae. Bases 128 to 865 code for a protein of 245 amino acids. Gene Ontology annotation, cellular component: plasma membrane. The transcript is spliced from 3 exons. The record is from RefSeq and is a predicted model, not a curated record.